AUGAUUAAUUAAUCAACGGAAAGCGAAUUCUUCCAAGAAAAAGAACUCACAGUCUCUCGAUGGUAAUUAGAAGACGACGACAAAGAAAAUCAAACCAAGAAUCAAGUAUAGACCAAACAACCUAAACCAUCUCUCUACAAGAUCUAGAUAGAAUAUCCAGAUUAUAGUUCUCAGACUCCCUCAAGCAAUAAAUCUAAAGAGCUAAAAAGAAUGAUAGAAAGCAAUUUCAGAAGAAGACCGAAGAAGUCCAGUGACGCUUGGGAAGAAAUCCUACUUAAAUGCAAUAACAUUAGGAAAGGAUGA
Messenger RNA from Paramecium octaurelia, 303 nucleotides. The record is from the annotation of a GenBank genome assembly. NCBI's taxonomy places the organism in Eukaryota, Ciliophora, Oligohymenophorea, Peniculida, Parameciidae.